UUACUACCAUGCCACACUCCCUACCCCCCCACCCCUCCCGAAAGUCACGCCCGUCCCACGCUCGGCUCGUCCAUUUCACUCGUUCACACGCCUCCUCUUCACCAUCCAUUUCUCCACCCUUCUCUCUCUCCUCACGCAGAUCCUCCAUCCAUUCCAGCCCACUUUCACACCACCCGUCUUCCUCCUCCUUCCCCUCUUCUCCCUCCUCCUCCUCCUCCUCCUCCUCCUCACCAGUGGCCCAAGCUCCCCUGCGCCUGCUCCCCAUCUCCCUCUGCCUUCCCGCCCCCGCUCUCCUUCCAUUGGCUGACGCUGGUGGCGUGCGCCUGCCUGAUUGGCCACGCUCCGGCCGGCGCGCGGGCCGGCGAGACCUGGGGUGCAGUCUCCUCGUGCCCAUUCCACUGCGUGUGCCGCAACCUCUCCGAGUCGCUGAGCACGCUGUGUGCCGACAAAGGGCUCCUCUUCGUGCCGCCCAACGUGGACCGCCGGACGGUGGAGCUCCGUCUGGCCGACAACUUUAUCCGGGAGGUGGGCGGCGCGGACUUCGCCAACAUGUCGGGCCUGGUGGACCUGACGCUGUCCCGCAACACCAUCCACAUCAUCCGCCCGCUGGCCUUCGCUGACCUGGAGAGCCUGCGCUCGCUCCACCUGGACACCAACCGGCUGAGUGCGCUAGGACCGCGCGACCUCACGGGCCUCCUCAACCUCCAGCACCUCAUCCUCAACAACAACCAGCUGACCAACAUCUCCUCCGAGGCCUUCGACGACUUCCUCCUCACACUCGAGGACCUGGACCUCUCCUACAACAACCUGCGCAAAGCACCCUGGGAAGCCAUCCAAAACAUGGCCUCCUUACACACCUUGAACUUGGACCACAACCUCAUCGACCAAAUUGCCGAGGGCUCGUUUAGCGAGCUCUACAAGCUGGCGCGCCUGGACAUGACGUCCAACCGUCUCCGGACGCUGCCGCCGGACUCGCUGUUUGCGCGCUCGCAGAUCGGUGCCAUCAGCCCGACGCCGUACAACUCCAUUGUGAGCGUCCACUUCGGCGGUAACCCGCUGCACUGCAACUGUGAGCUGCUCUGGCUGAGGCGUCUGUCGCGUGGCGAUGACAUGGAGACGUGCUCAUCGCCGCCGCAGCUCGCUGGGCGUUACUUCUGGUCGGUGCCCGAGGAGGAGUUUGCCUGCGAGCCGCCUUUGAUCACGCGCCGGACACAUAAGCUCUGGGUACUCGAGGGUCAGCGGGCCACCCUACGGUGCCGUGCCAUCGGCGACCCGCCGCCCGAGGUCCACUGGGUGUCGCCGGGCGACCGCAUUGUGUCCAACAGCAGCCGUGUGGCCUCCUACCGCAACGGCACUCUGGAGAUCCUGGUGACCGUUGCGCGUGACGAUGGGCCGUACCGCUGCAUUGCCAUCAACGCCGCGGGCGAGGCCGCCGCCACAGUCGACCUCAAGGUCAUCCCGCUGCCACACCGCGGCAAUGGCACCGUCAUGCUGACCCGGGACCCCGGCUCGUCCGACAUCACCACGGGGAAGACCAACGGCGGGAGUAGCAGCAAUGGCGCCGGGGCAGCCACCGGCACAAAUGGCAAUGGGGCUGCCUCGGACACACAGGACCCCCAGGUGCCUCAGGACGCGAGUAAGGGCCAGGAGGCCAAGAAGGAGGACAGGGAGGAGGGGGAGGGGACGACGGCCGAGGGGAGAGAGGGAGGUGGGGGGGCAGCCGAGGUGCGGGUGGUGGGGGUGAUAGGGGUGACUUCCACCUCUGCCCAGGUGCGCUGGGACAUGGGCCGUCUGCCAGGCUCCUAUCUAGUAUGGAUGUACCAGAUCCAGUACAACUGCACGGCCGACGACACACUCGUGUACAGAAUCUUGCCAUCCACAAGUGACAGCUUCCUGCUGAAGAACCUGGUGUCCGGCGCUGACUACAACCUGUGCGUGUUGGCCAUCUUCGACGACACGGUCACCUCCCUCGCCGCCACAAAGGUGCUGGGCUGUGCCCAGUUCAGCACCAAGGACAACUACCCAGAAUGCAACUCUCUGCGCGCCCACUUCCUGGGCGGCACGCUGACCAUCCUGGUGGGCGGCGUGGUGGUGGUGACGCUGCUGGUGUUCACCGUCGCGCUGAUGGUGCGCCACCGCGUCUGCAGCCACCACGACGACGGCGGCCACGGCGGCCUCGGAGGCGGAGGCGGCGACGAGGCCGGCUGCUCGGUGGGCUCGGCGUCGCCGACGCUCCCGGCGAAGGGCGCCGACGUCUUCGGCCAGAGCAACGGCAACGGGGGGGUGAUGAUGGUGGUGCUGCCCAAUGGGGUCUUCCAGAAGCAGAAGGCCGGGGAGUGUGGAGCCACGGACGGAGGGGGAGAGUCCGGUCAUGGGGAGAGGUCUCCGAUGCAGGGCAGGCCCAAGCCCAAGACGCUGCCCAAGCCCAGGGUCAACCUGGACCAGUAUCGGGCGGCGGCGUCCAUGGACGAGUCGGGCGUGCUGGAGCACAAGCUGCUCCCGCCGUACACGCCCGAGAGUGAGAGGCUGCCGCUCUUCUACUCGCCCUCGUCCAGCCCCUCGCCGUCCACACUGCCCCGCCAGUCACGACGGCCCUCGGCGGCCGGGGGGACGAGGCUGGGCGGGGCCAUGGGGCAGGUGAAGGUCAGCUCGCGGCCGCAGACGCCACAGGGUGGGCUGGAGGUGGAGCUGCCCAAGCGGGGCAGCCUGACGUUCGCCACCACCACACCCACUCGUGGCCGCGCCGGCGAGUUCGGCGAAUGGCGCUCCAGUUUGGGGGCGGAGGGGGUGGUCGUGGUCAAGCGCGGCGGCAGCAGCCAGUGGAACUCCUCGCAGGCCUAUCAGAGCCCCGCGCUGCUCGGCGCUCUCUUGACCCCUCCUCUCCUGCCCCGCUCCCCUGCCCACUCCUGCCGCUCGCCCGUACACGGCAGCCCCGCCCACAUGGCCCUGCGCACCAAGCGCAGCUCGUCCUUCGACAUGGGCGAGAUCGCGGCGGCCGGCGCCAUGGUCACCACCACCACGCACAACGCCUCCGCCUGCUACACCUACGCCAAACGCUUGGGCGCCAUCUGGACGCGGCGGAGCCAGUCGCUGCACGGCAUGCUGGUCCAGUGCGCGUCGGCCACCAGCACGUCCACCACCAGCAGCGGCGAGGGCAGCGUCAGCAGUGGCGCGGACCUGCAGGCACGGACGCCCAGGGCCCGCGUCGUCGCCCACGGCCCCCCCAGCUCCACCGCCGCCGGCCGCAACACCGCCGCUCCGCCCAUCAGCCACACGCUUGACCGCAAGAAGGACAAAAAGGAGACGAAAGACGAGGAGUUGGAGGAGAGCGUAGUGUAAUGCGCAGAGACAGACGCAGCACUUUUUUUUUUUAAAGAGAACAAAACAACAAAGAGAGAUACAAGGAAAAGGUCGAAAAUGAGAACGCUGACACUCACAAGUGCAGAGGACAACAUUAGGGGGGCUUUGUUGGCGGAAAGGUAGAUGGAAACGGACAGACUGUCAAGAUCUGACAGGAAGAGAGAUACAGUGACGAGAGGAAGCAAAGGAUGAAAGAGGGAGAAAGAGAGAGACAGAGAGCAGAGGAAGAAAGUGAAAUGGUGAAAGGUACAGUGUAAAAACAUGGGGAAACACAUUUGCCCUUGUCGGCACAACUGCUGCCAGAGGGCAAAUCCAGAUAUAAAGAGAGAGAUAGAGAGAGAGAGAGAGAGAGAGAUAAAGAGAGAGAAAGACAGAGAAAAAGAGAGAGAGACAGAGAGAGAGAGAGAGAUAAGAGA
Molecule: messenger RNA, 3776 nt
Organism: Alosa alosa (allis shad)
Lineage: Eukaryota; Metazoa; Chordata; Actinopteri; Clupeiformes; Clupeidae
Product: leucine-rich repeat and fibronectin type-III domain-containing protein 4
Molecular function (GO): protein binding
Source: RefSeq, a predicted model, not a curated record